AUGACGGGAGUCGGCCUCCGUCUCACGCUGCUGGCACUUCUGGCCUUGUGCGACUCGGCUCGUGCGAACAAGAGGGACUCGACGCCCACGUCGACCCUUUCGACGGUGCCGAUAUUCAUCCCCGGCUACGGUCAUGACCAGUGGUCCCUGCUUCGCGGUAGCAUCAUCUCCAGUACACCGACGGCUACCGAAACGACGUACACAAUCUUCUGCCCUGUCCAGACGCCGCCCGCCUGCGAGCUCUCGCUCGAGUUUCCCUUUAUCAUCGCCGAGGGGCCGGGUACGCUCCAGUUUCACGGGACGUUGACGUCAACCUACAUCUACGGCGGGCCGCUAACGAGGCUGUUGGGCAGCAUCGCCAACCUCGAAUGCAAACUAGACGGAACGACGGCCGCCACCUGCUCGGGCUACUCGAGCUUCGCACCCGGUUACACGAGCGGACAGUACAGCGGGCCGACCGAGGUGUCCUGGACCUCGACCCUGUCGGGCACCGCCGUGGAAUGGGGCACCCUCACGUUGACGGACAUGCCGACGGAGACGGGCGAUCGACACGACAUGAUUGCCACCCUCACGCUGCCGACCGUUGCCUCGUCCGUCCUGCCCCAGUCGACAGGGACGACGUCGGCCGGCGCCGGCACCAGGCCUGCCGCGUCGUUGGCUCUCGCGGUAGCUGCCGCCGGUCUCCUCGCCUCUCAGCUGGUAUUCUGA
This is a messenger RNA of Drechmeria coniospora, 708 nucleotides long. RefSeq lists its product as uncharacterized. NCBI's taxonomy places the organism in Eukaryota, Fungi, Ascomycota, Sordariomycetes, Hypocreales, Ophiocordycipitaceae. The record is from RefSeq and is a predicted model, not a curated record. The transcript is spliced from 3 exons. Bases 1 to 708 code for a protein of 235 amino acids.